Messenger RNA from Sorex araneus (European shrew), 3131 nucleotides. It is a transcript of the gene SERPINE1, whose product is annotated as serpin family E member 1. NCBI's taxonomy places the organism in Eukaryota, Metazoa, Chordata, Mammalia, Eulipotyphla, Soricidae. The record is from RefSeq and is a predicted model, not a curated record. Bases 394 to 1590 code for a protein of 398 amino acids. Gene Ontology annotation, biological process: negative regulation of vascular wound healing; negative regulation of endopeptidase activity; negative regulation of plasminogen activation. The transcript has 9 exons. Gene Ontology annotation, molecular function: serine-type endopeptidase inhibitor activity.
ACGAGCCAGAUGGAGGGAGACAGUGGCCAAGACUGGGGUGUCACAUGUACACACACACACACACACACACACGUACUCACGCACGCACACGCCUUAGCAACCCACAGGGGAGGGGCGGGAGGCCCCCAGCUGCUGCACUCCACAGCCAGAAAGUGGGAGGGGCCGCCCAUGAGUUCAUCUACUUCCUGCCCAAAUCUGCUUUAAAAGGAGGCGGCCGGGGCUCCCCGGGAACGCAGCUGCCUCUAGUUCCAUGCUCAGGAGCACUGCCUGCAGAGCCCUCUCUCUCUCUGUGCAGCCCCGGUCCAGCCACCGCGGCCACCACCACAUCCAGCAUCCCUGCGGCGACCGCAGCUGAGCCUACACCACCAGACCCCGGAGCACCGAGACCUGAGGAUGUUCAGUGGCCCCGUCCUCACCUGCCUGGCCCUGGGCCUGGCCCUGGCCACAGGCACAAGGAGCGACCCGGUGCGGGCAGCCCGGCUGGUCACGGACUUUGGGGUGCAGGUGUUCCAGCAGGUGGCCCAGGCCUCCCCUGACAGCAACAUGGCCUUCUCCCCAUACGGCGUGGCUUCCGUGCUGGCCAUGCUCCAGACCACCACGGCGGGGGAGAGCCAGCGACAGAUCCAGGAGGCCAUGCACUUCCGGACGGAAGACAGCGGCGUGGCGCCCGCCCUGCGCCGGCUGCAGAAGCAGCUCCUGGCCCCGUGGAACAAGGACGAGUUGAGUGCCGCCAACGCCAUCUUCGUGCAGCGCGACCUGCUCCUGAGCCCCGGCUUCAUGCCCCACUUCUUCAAGCUGUUCCGGACCACGGUCAAGCAGGUGGACUUCUUGGAGGUGGAGAGAGCCAGGUUCAUCGUGAACGACUGGGUGCAGAAACACACCAAAGGCAUGAUCACGGACCUGCUGAGCACAGAUGCCCUGGACCCGCUGACUCGGCUGGUGCUGGUGAAUGCGCUGUACUUCAACGGCCAGUGGACGCUGCCCUUCCCGCCGUCGGCCACCCACCACCGCCUCUUCCACAGGAGUGACGGCAGCAGCUUCUCGGUGCCCAUGAUGGCGCAGACCAACAAAUUCAACUACACCGAGUGCACCACCCCUGACGGCGACAUCUACGACAUCGUGGAGCUGCCCUACCACGGAGGCACCAUCAGCAUGUUCAUCGCCGCGCCCUACCGGAAGGAGGUGCCCCUGUCCGCCAUCACCGACAUCCUCGACACCGAGCUCGUGAGCCAGUGGAAAGGGAACAUGACCAAGGUCGUGCGCCUGCUCGUGCUGCCCAAGUUCUCGCUGGAGAGUGAAAUCGACCUGCGGCGGCCGCUGGAGGACCUGGGCGUGAGCGACGUGUUCAGCCCCAGCCGGGCGGACUUCAGGAGCCUCUCAGACCAAGAACCACUCUACGUGUCCCAAGCGCUACAGAAGGUGAAGAUCAAGGUGGACGAGAGCGGCACGGUGGCCUCUUCCUCCACUGCUGUGGUCAUCUCAGCCCGCAUGGCCCCCGAGGAGAUCAUCAUGGACAGGCCCUUCCUCUUCGUGGUACGACACAACCCCACAGGAACGAUCCUUUUCAUGGGCCAAGUGAUGGAGCCCUGAGUGCGGGCAGGUGGCGGCCAGGUGGGACACAACUGGACAAGGACCUGCGAGGAAGCACGUCUGGAGUGUGACAUCUCUGCUGGAUUCAUCUUUCCAGAGAAAGAAAAGACAUUUGCUUUUUUUUUUUUUUUUUUUGAACUGAUAACUCACCCAGACCUCAGCCUCUCCCAGGAGGACAUGAGCAAAUGUCCAAGGAAGUCCUGGGGGCACCUCUGAGGGCCCCCCUGAAGGCAGAGCCCCCACCUACUGCAGACUUAAAGAAGCGCCCGCACAGGCUCCAGCCCGGCGUGGGGUGCUCGGGGCCAACCUUCAGAGGCCUUGGCAGGGCGGCCUUCGAGGCUCCCGGAGCUCCUGGGGCUGGGGGGAGGAUUUGCGUUCCGGUCACGUUGCCAUCACUGGAGCACUGUCUGCUCGGCCGAGGCUGGCUGCUGGCCAAGGGCCAGGCGCAAGCCACCCUUUGGGCUCAGAAGCCGAGUGGGCUCAGGGCGCCCGCCCGCCCGCCCGCCCGCCCCAGGGCUGGGUGCGUUCCUGAUCCUGAGUGUCGGGGAAUUGUUUACUCCCAGAAGCGGAUUUCUGCUUCCCACAAACUUGAUUUUGCAGGAAGGCGGGCAGGCUGUGUGUGCUGGGCUCUCAGCCCCGGCUGGGGAGGGGAUGCGGGGGGGCACGCUUGAAUAUUUAUCACAUGCUUCUGCUCGUGUGCUUGCCAGAGACGGUGCUCGGGGGUGGGGGGCUGAGGGUCCACUGUACACUCGCUUCUAGACCCCUUGGAGGUGUCUGGCCCGGAGCCUGCUUGCCCACUGCCAGACCCAGGGGGCACGCGGGAGUGACGGCACCACACCGCCACCUGGUGGCCACUCAGAGCUUCCCGCCCUGGCUCCCGGCCUGGCCCUGGCCUGGCCAGCCUCUCUCUCCCCUUGACUGGACCCAAAGGAAGUGGUGGGUGCGAGGGACCCAAGUGAGGCCAGUCAGAGGCUUCAGAAGUUUCCGAUCUAUUUAGGAGCACAAGUGGGAGAUCUGCCCGACCCAGCAGGACAGAACUUUCCCCAAUUACAGGGUGACUCAGCUCGCUGGUGACUCACGCCCGUGAGUCAUUUCCGGCUGCUGUGUGGAGCCCAGACACGUGAGAGGGAGACAAUGAGAGUGAGGAGAGGGACAGUGGCGGGCUCGGUGACCCGGACGAGAUCACCUUUGCCAACGGCGACCAGCCGGCGGCAGCCCAGGGCUGAUUCUACCACCGCCUGCCUGGCCCAGCGGCCAGAGGAAGAUCACCCCAGGAAGACUCCCCGAGGGAGGGGCCCCAACCCCUGGUUCUGGUCCGGCUCAGUUCCCCUUUGUUCGUCAUGCACUGGACAGUGUCGGUGGCCACAGGCUGCCCUCACGAAACGCCCCCCCCAAAUGUGAGCACCCGAGUUCUUGAGUGACGUGUGAUGGAAUGUGCCUUUUUCACUUUUGAUAUUUAAAUGACUAAAAAAAAAAUGGUUUUAUUUUUUAAAAAAAAGGACUAUUAAUAUAAAUCAAUAAAAGCAUAAGCCUACACUGUC